CUAACCUAAAAAUUUUAAACUGUCAGAUCAGUGGGGAUAAAAAUGUUUUAAAAAUUGAGAAUACAUUGUUUAGUAUUUAUAUUGUGUAAAAAUGGCUCUCGUUAAGCUUUGCUUACCACUUUUGACUAGAACCGUAAGAUUAUACCCCGUAGCACAAGCUCAAAAAAUCCACCGAUGGGUUGCUCCUACUUUGAUGGAGCUGAAGCGAAGAGAAAAGAAGCAGGGCGGUAAAAUAACACACCCCAGAAACACUUUCCUGGAGUGGAAUUUAGAAGCGGAAUUAUACGCGUUUGGGAAGCGAUUAAAUGAAGACUUCGAUUCGGAUCUAUUACUCCAGGCUUUCACUGACAGGUCUUACGUUAUCAAAGAGGAAAUGAAACAAAAAGAAAUGGAAUUCAAAUUGGAAAUGAAGGACAAUAGAAAGUUGUCUGAAGAAGGUGAAAAAUUCAUCGGACAGUACAUUCAAUUGUACUUAGAAGCUGUCCUGCCCAAGUUCCCCUUAGAGGGGGUUGCGGGAGUGAGGCAGCAUCUGACCAGUGAAGAUACUCUAGCCAACGUCUCUCUCCAUCUGGGCACCAAGGACAUCAUACUUGCUGCUGAGUAUCCAGUGGAUAACUACACAUUAGCCACAGCAUUCAAAGCCAUAGUGGGUGCGCUGCUGCAGUCUGGCGGAGAUGAGAGAGCCGCACACUUUGUCAGGGACUUAGUCAUCACGCAACUGCAAGGGCAAGAUGUGAAUGAGUACUGGCACAUAGAGGACCCUUGGGCCAUGCUGACGGGUCUGCUCAAGAGCCAGGGGGCUGACGUGGAACCCCGGCUGAUCGGCGAGGUCGGCAAGAACACUCUACUAGCUUGCUAUAGAGUUGGCAUUUAUGUUGACAAGAGGAUGAUAUCAGCAGGUUUCGGUGAAAACGUGUCCACCGCCAAAGAGAUGGCGGCGCGCGAGGCUCUGAAGAAGAUCUUCGGCACCGAGGACCACAUGAAGCCCAUCAACUACCAGCUCCAAGGCAUACCCAAAACUUCCUCGGAGACCAGAUACCAGAUCGCUGCUAGUUGAAAUUGCAUUCUUGGACUGUAGGAUUAAGUGCUUGUUUUUAAAAUACCACUUUUCUCAUUUGUUUGGUCGUGGUUUUUAGAAACCCCUCUCUCUGUCUAUGGCCCGAGACUGCCCUAAUGGUAAGAAGAGCACAGCAUUUCCCAAACUAUGGGUCGCGAGCGAAUAUCGAGUGGGCCUUGAAACUACUAGGAAAUCUGGGCGUGAUUUGGGUCCCAAAAAUGGCAGUUGGUGUUAGGUGGGUCGGAGCCCAGUCAACUUGGGGACCACUGGAAUAGCAUCUUAUAUA
This is a messenger RNA of Cydia strobilella, 1343 nucleotides long. It is a transcript of the gene mRpL44, whose product is annotated as large ribosomal subunit protein mL44. Gene Ontology annotation, molecular function: double-stranded RNA binding; ribonuclease III activity. Gene Ontology annotation, biological process: RNA processing. The coding region runs from base 92 to 1057 and encodes 321 amino acids. NCBI's taxonomy places the organism in Eukaryota, Metazoa, Arthropoda, Insecta, Lepidoptera, Tortricidae. The transcript is spliced from 6 exons. The record is from RefSeq and is a predicted model, not a curated record.